AUGGUGAACAAGAAGAAGCUGCGCAAGCAGCAGAAAAUGGGCAAGAUCCAAGGUACAGUGAAGAAAGCACCCACCUUUGUUGUCGGACCUGCUCCCAAGGACGGGAGCAGAGUCCACAGCGACGACGCGAUUGCAGAAGAUAUUCAAAAGAUCAAGCGACACGAACUCGAUGUGGAUGGGAUCGUGGUGAUCCACCCAACAUUUUCGAACCUUCCAUUUCUCCACUAUGCUGCCUACGGUGGUGAUGUGCGACUGUUGCAAGAAGUGGUGGCCCUGGGUGCCGCGAUUGAUUUGCCAGCGUCACCAAUGAUGAUGGAGGAUGACAAAGUGCCCUUACGCCAAGGUACAACAGCACUGCUUUUGGUGAUUGAGAUUCUCGCCUCCUAUGCCUUGAUGCCAUUGGAUUUUUGGCAGUUUUUGCGCUCGCAUUACAACAACGACGCCGAACGGCAUCUGGACAAUAUGGAAAACUGCGCGAUUCGAUUGGUGGAGCUGGGAGCUGACUGCUCGCGAAAGACUGUACUUCCUGACUCUUCUUCUACCAGUGAUUUUUCAUCUCAUGGUGGAAUGAUGCGGUCUGCAGGCUUGAAUGGAAAGUCCAUCAAGGAGCUCGCCGUGAUAUCGGGAAGAACUCGUCUCAUCCAGGCCGUACGUCAAUUCGAGACCAAGCAAGACACGAUUGCCAAGGCCCAUUGUCGAUGCGGUAGUCGUUUGCCUUGGAUGCAGUGCCACGGAAGCGCACCUAAGGAUGGUCAACAUUCCCACUUCUUUGUCGACAAGAAAGAUGGAAAGGUGCAGUUUCGUCUCUCUCCAUCGGCACCUUGUCCUUGCGGACACGGGGAAAAGACGUACUUCAGCUGCUGCUGGAAGGGAACACACAAGGUUGAAUAUCUUCACGAUGAAGCUACCACGAGAACUGAGCUCUUCCUGACACCAACGGCUUUUCCUAUUGAGGAAAUAUCGGAGGUAUUUGAAAAGCUCAAAGAAGAGAACGGGCUUCACGGUCUCUACGGAUAUCCGAAGCCAAACAUGAGCUAUGAGGAAAGACGAGCGUGGCAUGCUGAUCGGAUUCGUUCGGGCUUUCUAUCAGCGGCGGGCAUGGUUGGUAUGCAACAUUUGGGUGAAGCGAGUACGAUGAAUCCUUGGGAUGCUGACGUGUAUGAUCCCGAGGUAUAUGCCGGGUGCUUCGAGCGACUUGACGACUACUUCUUUUGGACCCAUUUACACUGGCACAUCACAAAGCUAGAGCUUCUUGCUCGAGUUCGAGAGUGGAAUGUAGCCCUGGAGCAGUAUUGUGACGAAAAGGGCCUUGUCGGAGAGGAGCGAGAUGCUGUUGUGAAGAAGCACACUGCCAGCCCCUUGGCCCCUUGUGCCAACCCAUCGUGCGAUGCGGUUGAGGCUUCCGUGAAGGAGUUCCGGAAGUGUAGUAGCUGCAUGGUGGUUGCCUAUUGUUCUCGCUCUUGUCAGCAAGAGCACUGGGAGGGAGGCCACAAGGGAGGCUGUGUGGACCAGGUCGGAGACACCAAACUCUACCAAGGCAUUUGUCGCGCAUGA
Messenger RNA from Seminavis robusta, 1554 nucleotides. The record is from the annotation of a GenBank genome assembly. NCBI's taxonomy places the organism in Eukaryota, Bacillariophyta, Bacillariophyceae, Naviculales, Naviculaceae.